Trypanosoma conorhini is the source of this 540-nucleotide messenger RNA. RefSeq lists its product as uncharacterized. The transcript has a single exon. The record is from RefSeq and is a predicted model, not a curated record. The coding region runs from base 1 to 540 and encodes 179 amino acids. NCBI's taxonomy places the organism in Eukaryota, Euglenozoa, Kinetoplastea, Trypanosomatida, Trypanosomatidae.
AUGUUAAUUUCACGUAGUCGGAAUGAAUUUGAAGGGGCAGGAGUUAAUCUCAUCUCGUGCACAAUAUGCCCUAAAAUGAAAACUAUUACUCGUGCGACAUCCUGUUCUGCCUUUGAGUUGCGGGAAUCGUUAUCCACUAUUCUCGGUUUGGAUGUUGACUCCAUCGAGCUGUACAGGAAAGGAACCACUGGUUUUGUUUCUGUUCCAGAUGAGUCAGUGGGGCUUGGACACUAUUAUGUGAUAUUGCGGUUAUGCGGUGGCAAAGGCGGAUUCCGCAAGCAGCUUGAGAAAAAAGGAAGGGCGUUUGCACGAGCCAGAAGAUUGCGGGAAGCUAACCCGGCGGGUGCUCGUCCAAGGGCGAAACAAGGGGCCGAAUUGGUUUCAAGCAAGAGUGCAGCUGUCAAAGGUGAGAUCAGCGAGAAGAACUUAUCAGUGGAAAAGGAAAUAAAGCCAAGCAGUACCGGAACCAGUAAAAUUCGGGACGCUGUCCGCAUAGGUGUAAAACGAACUCUUGAUAGUUUGAUUUGCAGCAAGACAUGA